Messenger RNA from Leishmania major strain Friedlin, 4713 nucleotides. It is a transcript of the gene ABCC2, whose product is annotated as putative ATP-binding cassette protein subfamily C,member 2. The coding region runs from base 1 to 4713 and encodes 1570 amino acids. Gene Ontology annotation, biological process: transmembrane transport. The transcript has a single exon. The record is from RefSeq and is a predicted model, not a curated record. NCBI's taxonomy places the organism in Eukaryota, Euglenozoa, Kinetoplastea, Trypanosomatida, Trypanosomatidae. Gene Ontology annotation, molecular function: ATP binding; ATP hydrolysis activity; ABC-type transporter activity. Gene Ontology annotation, cellular component: membrane.
AUGCAGUACGAGGACCCGCGCCAUCACAGCUCAGGGUUAGCGGAGCGCAGGGCGCUGCCGAAAGGCGGGCAUCCGAAUGGCGCCGGUGAACGGCUUGCAACCGCUUCAAAGGCCACGGCAUUGAAUCGCCAAGCUGCACUGCACGAGCGCGAUGCGCUGAAGCAGCGAGUAACGGAGCUGUGGGGCCCACCGAAGCACUACGUGGAGUGCGACGAGGACCGCGCCUCCUUCAUCCAUCGCAUGGGGUACUUCUUGGUGUAUCCGAUGGUGCUGCUCGCAUCACGGGAACAGAUCAGUUUUGAGGAUAUGCCCCCGCCAACGCGGGAUGUGCGCGCGCACGAGUGCGGGCUGCGGCUGUCGCGUGCUGUGCAGGCUGCGAUGUACGAGCGAAACGCGUGGAACUGCAUGGUUGGGACGGAGGUCGUGAGCACGCUGGACGCUUCGAGUCGCGGCGUUCUGCGGUGGGUUGGGGUGCCGCAGCAGGGCGGGUACACGCGGAUGAUGGCUGGCGUGGAGUGGAGCGUGCCGCCGGCUCUGCGCACCGCUGCGAGGUCCGACGACAGCGGAGCGUCGCCGUUCUUCGACGGCGUUGCGCACGGUGAGCACCUGUUCACGCCUGAGCAGAGUGGCAUGUCGACACUGGAGGAGGUGACGUGCGUAAGGUUACUGUCGUUGGAUGGGAAGCCGGUGGAUGCUGCUUCUGUGCCGACGCCACGCCGGCUCUCUCUUAUGCGCGUGCUCCCGGCGUCGCUGCCGGAGUAUUUUUGGUGGCAGUUUCCCUUCAAGCUCGGUGGUGACGUGUGCACCAUCACUAUACCUUUUCUGUUGAAGGUGUUUGUGCACUUUAUCAGCGAGCGCAACCAGAGCUGGGCGCACGGACUGGCGCUAGCAGUGACGUUCUUCCUGACACAACUAAUUCAGAGUGUCUGCCUGCACCGCUUCUACUACGUGAGCAUCAAGUGUGGCCUGCAGUACCGCUCCGCCCUUAACGGGUUGAUAUUUGAGAAGGUGUUCACGAUCUCCAACAAGGCUCUGGCACAUCCACAGAUGAACACAGGCCGCAUCAUCAACAUGAUGAGCACGGACACCGAGCAGGCAAACCAGUUCAUGCAGUAUUGCAUGUACAUCUGGAGCAGCCCCAUGAUGUUUAUUAUUUCCAUCUCAUUUCUCAGUCGCUUGGUGGGUUGGUGCUCCAUCAUGGCUGUGGUGGCGCUGCUCAUGACGCUGCCGAUCAACGGUUGGCUGAUGAAGUGGCAGAUGGCGGCGCGGCGAAAGCUAGUGAAGGCAACGGACGUGCGUGUGAAAGCGGCGAACGAGUUCUUCUCGGGCGUCCGCAUAGCAAAGUUCAUGACAUGGGAGCCUCGGUUUAUCGCCAACAUCGAGGAGAAGCGCGCCUUGGAGGUAUCGUACCUGAAGCAGGUGCAGACCGUGCGAGUCUGGACGUCAUUUGUGAGCAUGACCACCCCACAGGUCAUGAUCGCCGCGGUGUUCAUGGUGUAUUACCUGCUUGGGCACGAUCUGACGCCGACGGUGGUGUACCCCACCAUCUCUCUCGUUGGCAUUCUCAGGAUGCCGUUUAAUAUGCUGCCGUGGGUGUUCACCGUGUCGGCGCAGUACCUUGUGGCCAUGACGCGUAUCAACAAAUUCCUCGAGUGCGACGACGCCACUUGCUCCACUGUGCAGGACAUGGAGGAGUACUGGAGGGAGCAGCGCGAGCACAGCGCUGCGUGCCAGCUUGCCGCUGUGCUGGAGAAGGUCGACGUGACUGCGUUUGUGCCCGUGAAACUGCCGUUUGCGCCGAAGGUGAAGACGUCUCUGCUUUCUCGGGCUCUGCGGAUGCUGUGCUGCGAGCAGUGCAAACCCACGAAGAGGCACCCGCCUCCAUCGGUUGUCGUCGAGAAUACAGGCUACGUCUCCCCGGCAAGCGCGUCUCGCCACAUCGUGGAGGGCUGCAGCGGCACCGUGCACACAGCAACACCGACGUCUACAAGAAGCGCAAAGACGCCUCAGAUGAAGACGGAUGAAUUCUUCGAGCUGGAGCCGAAGGUGCUGCUGCGCGACGUGUCUGUGAGUGUCCUGCGCGGGAAGCUGACGGUUGUGCUUGGCGCGACCGGGAGCGGGAAGUCGACGCUGCUGCAGUCGCUGCUGUCGCAGUUCGAGAUCAGCGAGGGCCGCGUGUGGGCGGAGCGGAGCAUCGCCUACGUGCCGCAGCAGGCGUGGAUCAUGAACGCGACGGUGCGCAGCAACAUCCUGUUCUUCGACGAGGAGGACGCCGCGCGGCUCGCGGAUGCCGUGCGCGUGAGCCAGCUGGAGGCGGACCUUGCGCAGCUUAGCGGGGGGCUGGAGACGGAGAUCGGGGAGAAGGGCGUGAACCUGAGCGGCGGGCAGAAGGCGCGCGUGAGCCUUGCGCGCGCCGUGUACGCGAACCGCGACGUGUACCUGCUGGACGACCCCCUGUCCGCGCUGGACGCGCACGUUGGCGAGCGCGUUGUGGAGGAGUGCUUCCUUGGCGCGCUUGCGGGCAAGACGCGCGUGCUUGCGACGCACCAGGUGCACAUUGUGCCGAGGGCAGACUACGUUGUGGCGCUGGGUGACGAGCGCGUCGAGUUCAGCGGAAGCAGCGCGGACUUUAUGCGGACAUCUAUCUACGCGUCGCUGGCCGCUGUGGAGGCAGAUAGCCCUACGGGAAAGGGUGCUGGCGCGAACGCAGAGGCAGAGGACGGGGACGCUGCCUGCGGCGGCCUAUCGGACCCGGAGGAGGGCUCUGCAAAGCCAGUGAGGAGGGCGGCGCCAUCCGCCGGCGCCGCUGCCCCCACCGCUGCUGCUCAGCUGAUGACGGUGGAAGAGAAGGCGUCGGGCAUGGUAGCAUGGGGGACCUAUCGAGCGUACCUCAGGUUCUGCGGAGGGCGUUUGUGGAGUAUCGGGGUUCUGGCGAUGUUUGGUGUGACCGAGCUCUUUACCAUCUCUUCGAUGCUGUGCUUGUCGAUGUGGACGGCGCGGCGCUUUGAUUUGUCGGACGCGUCGUACCUGCUGAUGUACAUGGGCUGCGUUGUGAUGGGGACGUUGACAGUGCCGCUGCGCUUCUACUUCUCAUUCGAGGUAAUGCGACGCGGGUGCGUUAGGAUGCACCAUGCGGUUCUGCGAAGUGUGUCACGAGGAACGAUGGAGUUCUUCGAUACAACACCGCUGGGCCGCAUACUCAACCGCUUCUCGCGCGACGUGGACGUCACAGACAACACGCUGCCGAUGUCGAUGCUACAGAUGAUGAACUGCCUUUUCGGGAUCCUGUCGUCGCUUCUGGUGACGUUCUUCACGCAGCCGCUGGUGAUAUUCGUACUUGCGCCGUGCGGGUACCUGUACUACCGGAUCAUGGUGUUCUACAACUCCGCCAACCGCGAGAUCCGCCGAACAAGCAGCGUCGCAAAGUCGCCACUGUUCUCUCUCCUUGGGGAGGCGCUGACGGGCAGCGCGACAAUAACUGCGUACCACCGCGCUUCAACGGUGAUGCAGGAGGCGCUGCGCCGGCUAGACCUGGUGUACUCGUGCUCGAUCCUAGAGAACAUGGCGAACCGCUGGCUUGGAGUUCGUGUAGAAUUCCUCAGCAACAUUGUGGUGUCGACAAUCGUGCUCAUCGGCAUUGGCCGCACGGUGCUGAUGGAGACCCAUGAGGAAUGGAUAGCGCUUGUCUCGCUGUCACUGACGAUGGCGACGCAGACGACAGCGAUGCUGAACUGGCUUCUGCGGCAGGUUGCGAGCGUAGAGGCGGACAUGAACAGCGUGGAGCGGCUGCAGUACUACAUUGACCACGUUCCCAAGGAGGCGAUGCCGGAGCUGGACGCGGAGGUGGACGCGCUGGAGAGGCGGACGGGAAUGGCGGCGGACGUGACGGGGACGGUUGUGAUCGAGCCUGCGAGCCCGACGGGCGCCGCGCCGCACAUCGUGCAGGCCGGGUCGCUUGUGUUCGAGGGUGUGCAGAUGCGGUACCGCGAGGGGCUGCCGCUUGUGCUGCGCGGCGUGAGCUUCCGGAUCGCGCCGCGCGAGAAGGUCGGCAUUGUUGGGCGGACGGGGAGCGGGAAGUCGACGCUGCUGCUGACGUUCAUGCGGAUGGUGGAGGUGUGCGGCGGGGAGAUCCGCGUGAACGGGCGCGAGAUCGGCUCGUACGGGCUGCGCGAGCUGCGGCGGCAGUUCUCGAUGAUCCCGCAGGACCCUGUGCUGUUCGACGGGACUGUGCGGCAGAACGUGGACCCGUUCCUGGAGGCGUCGUCCGCGGAGGUGUGGGCUGCGCUGGAGCUUGUGGGGCUGCGCGAGCGCGUUGCGUCGGAGAGCGAGGGGAUCGACAGCUGCGUGCUGGAGGGCGGGUCGAACUACAGCGUUGGGCAGCGGCAGCUGAUGUGCAUGGCGCGCGCGCUGCUGAAGAAGGGGAGCGGGUUCAUCCUGAUGGACGAGGCGACGGCGAACAUCGACCCGGCGCUUGACCGGCAGAUCCAGGCGACGGUGAUGAGCGCGUUCUCGGCGUACACGGUGAUCACGAUCGCGCACCGGCUGCACACUGUCGCGCAGUACGACAAGAUCAUCGUGAUGGACCACGGUGCUGUUGCGGAGAUGGGCAGCCCGCGCGAGCUUGUGAUGAACCGCCAGUCCAUAUUCCACAGCAUGGUGGAGGCACUGGGCCGCAGCGAGGCAGCGCGCGUGAUUCAGGUGGCGAUGGCUUAA